AUGAUUAACGUGGUAUUGCCUUUGAUCAGUCUGGGGAAUUCUGGCACAGUAGGAGAGCAGGUUCUCCGUAGAGUCACUUUUAGGGAAAUAUGGCCUUCCAAGAUAAAAGGAGUGACCCUGUUGGCAAAUAAUAUAGGAAAUGGGAUUCAGACAUUCAGAUCCGCAUGCUUAGUAUGGUCUUUCUCCCUGGUUCCAGGGAUUAUCUUCAGCAAUGGGGAAAGAUGGAAGGUGCUCCGGCGCUUUGCCCUCACCACCCUGCGCAACUUCGGGAUGGGGGAGAACAGCAUCGAGGAGAGGAUCCAGGAGGAAGCCCAGUAUCUUCUGGAAAAGCUCCAGGACACAAAAGGGAAGCCCUUCGACCCCACCUUCCUGCUCAGCUGUGCUACGUCCAACGUCAUCUGCUCCAUCGUCUUUGGUGCCCACUUUGAUUACGACGACGAGAGGUUUCUAGCCCUCCUGGACAAGUUCAAUGACAACUUAAAGAUUGCAAGCUCUCCUUGGGGACAGAUGGCCAACAUCCUCCCAUCUUUCAUGGACCUCAUUCCUGGGCCUCACCAGAGAGUAAGCAAAAAUGCUGAAAAAUUAAAAGAGUUUGUUUCCCAAGCGGUGAAACAGCAUAAGGAGACUCUGGAUCCCAGUACCACCCGAGAUUUUAUCGACUGCUUCCUUAUUAGCAUGGAGCAGGAAAAAAAGAACGGUGUGUCAGAGUUCACCCCUGAAAACCUGGUGGCCUCAGUAAUUAAUUUGUUUGUAGCUGGAACAGAAACAACCAGCACGACCCUCAGAUACGGGCUCUUGAUUCUCCAGAAAUACCCGGAGGUAGAAGAGAAAGUGCAUGAAGAGAUUGACCGUGUGGUCGGCCGAGCCAGGGCACCGUGCGUAGCUGACCGUGGGCAGAUGCCUUACACAGACGCCGUCGUCCAUGAAAUCCAGAGGUUCAUCUCUCUCAUCCCACUGAGUCUCCCCCACUCAGUGGCCAAAGACACCCCUUUCCGACAAUACGUCAUCCCAAAGGGCACCACCAUCUUCCCUGUCCUGACGUCUGUGCUGUACGACAGCAAAGAGUUUCCAAACCCCACAGAAUUUGACCCACAACAUUUCUUGAACAAAGACGGGACCUUCAGGAAGAGUGACCACUUCAUGCCCUUCUCGGCAGGUAAAAGGGCCCAUCUCCCCCUCCCCCAAUUGUUCAGCUCCUUGGGGUCAUCCUCAUCUCUCACCUUUGGGGCAAGGAGGUGAUGC
Pogona vitticeps (central bearded dragon) is the source of this 1242-nucleotide messenger RNA. NCBI's taxonomy places the organism in Eukaryota, Metazoa, Chordata, Lepidosauria, Squamata, Agamidae. The record is from RefSeq and is a predicted model, not a curated record.